Messenger RNA from Boeremia exigua, 2264 nucleotides. RefSeq names its product aspartic peptidase domain-containing protein. Gene Ontology annotation, molecular function: aspartic-type endopeptidase activity. The coding region runs from base 305 to 2101 and encodes 598 amino acids. Gene Ontology annotation, cellular component: fungal-type vacuole. The transcript has a single exon. Lineage: Eukaryota; Fungi; Ascomycota; Dothideomycetes; Pleosporales; Didymellaceae. The record is from RefSeq and is a predicted model, not a curated record. Gene Ontology annotation, biological process: proteolysis.
CGCUUAGCCCGGAUUUGCUUCUGUCCAUCUCCGCCAGAACUUCAGCUCUUGAAACCAAGACUUUGAUACCUCGGAUCUCUGCGUCCUCGUCGUCAUUUCGUCCCAAUUAUCUCUAGGGGUUUGCAAGCUUCGAUACAAGUGUGAGCUAGCCUUAUGGCGUGACAACUUAGCAUGUUAUGCUGCGUUUUCUUGAUUACGAUUACAUGCCUUUUCCGCUGUACGAUUCCGCGUCCUCUCACCGUGAUCCGUCAAUCGCUCCAUCCUCGUCCACAUACUUUCCAUACUUUCCACACAUUCGCUACUGAUGAAAAUCGCCGCUCGAGCCACGGGCAUGCCGGAGCCAUACACCGUGCCAUCAUCGAAGCAGUUUGAUGGUAAUGACGGAUACUGGAGCACCUUUGUGAUCAGCGUCGGAACACCCGGUCAGGACUUUCGCGUGUUGCCCAGCACCAAAGGCAGUGUUACGUACUUGAUCGCGCCAGAAGGAUGCAUAGCAGGAGUCGAUCCUGACGAUUGUGACAAGUCGCGAGGAGCGAAUGUCUUCAACAGCGCGCAAAACGUCGGCUUUCAGACCAAUGUCUCAACGUCAUGGUCAAAUAUGGGUCAAUACGAGCUGAACCUAGAGAAUGCGCUCAACUACACAGGAACAGGUCUCUUUGGUCUAGACAGAGUACAUUUGGGACCAGCCGCGGUAAGCACCUCGCUGCAAAUGGAUCGUCAGAUUGUAGCUGGGAUUGGUUCACUGGAUUACUACAUGGGUGUGUUGCCGCUGGGCAUGGCAGAUUCCAGUUUCUCAAGUCUAAGCCAAUCGACUGACUCAUUACUGGUUCAAUUGCGCACUGCCUACAAGAUCCCCAGUCUUUCGUAUGGCUAUACGGCCGGCGCAAAGUAUCGAUCGAAAUCCGUUUUCGGGAAUCUGAUACUGGGCGGCUAUGACUCGACGCGUUUCACGCCAAGUACCACUGGAUCCUCCUUCACGUUCUCUAACGACCCGUCCAAAUUAUUGACUGUUGGUGUCGAUUCCAUCCUGGCGACAAACACACUUCGCGGUACAUUUUCACUCACUUCUGGCGCACAUUUCUCCGUUGUCGACUCAACUGUCCCACAUUUAUGGCUACCGAGAGAUGUCUGCGAGCAAUUCGAGGCCGCGUUUGGACUCACAUACGAUGCACAAACCGAUUUAUAUCUCGUUAACGACACAAUUCACGCCCAAUUAUUGUCCAAUAACCCAAUCAUCACACUGAAGCUGAUAAAUUCACUGGUUGGCUCAUCAACGAACUAUACAAACAUCAAAUUGCCAUACGCCGCUUUUGAUCUCAAAGCCUCAUAUCCAUAUUUCAAGAACGCCACGAACUACUUUCCUAUACGGCGCGCUGCCAACGAAACUCAAUUUAUUCUUGGUCGAACGCUGCUUCAAGAAGCAUACUUGAUUGUCGACUACGAACGGGCAAACUUCACGUUAGCACAAGCAGUGUUCCCAGAUCCCCUGCCCGCUGAGAAAGUAGUCACAAUCACACCACCUGACUCCCCAACCGAGUCCACCUCAUCUCAUCUCAGUAACGGCGUCAUCAUCGGCAUCGCUGUCAGCGCAGCCGCCAUUCUCUUCCUCGUCGCCAUUUUCAUAUUCUUCUGGCUUCGCAAACGCCGCGCCCGCCGCCAAUCCUACGAACUCGCCAACAACAACCCCGUCUCAGACUCUGGCUCCAUCAACCACGUUGUCAAUCACAAAGCGCACGCCACGCUCCAAAAAUCUUCUGUUGUGCAGGAAAUUAGUGGCGUGCAACCAACUGAACUCGCGUCUCCUGCUACUCCCUAUCAUGAUAGCCGUGGAUAUCUGCAGGAGCACAAGAUGGUUGCUAUCCUGAACAAUAACGAGCCGCUGGAAUUGCAUGCUGAUUCUCGUGGGCCGGAGGAAUUGCAUGCUGAGUCUUGCGCGCCGGUUUCGCCCACUGGGCAGGUGGUAAAUGUGGCAUCGAUGCCAGUAGGACAGUAUUACGAAAUGGACGGCCAGAGCAGCACGGGCAUAAGUCGCAUACCCAGUGAGGCUGGGUAUGGAAGUAAUCGGGGACAGCAUUCAGGCAUGUCGCCUAUUACUAGAUAAUUUCUCUUACUGCCUUUGUAAUAUCGUUUGCCAUAGUAACGUACCUCACGGCUUGGCCGCCCACCCGGGUUGGCCACCCACUUUUGCCAUGCCCCCACCAAAACCACCCGAUUCUGUCGCAAAAUAGCCUACCUUAGCCUUGUAUAGCAUAAUGCAACGCGAG